Molecule: messenger RNA, 1095 nt
Organism: Sungouiella intermedia
Lineage: Eukaryota; Fungi; Ascomycota; Pichiomycetes; Serinales; Metschnikowiaceae
Source: the annotation of a GenBank genome assembly
AUGGAGUUUGCGGACCUACCUCCAGAUAUCCUCGGCCAAAUCUUCCAGAAGCUCGACCUGGAUUAUCUAUACUGUCUCCUGCUACUUUUCAAUGCCAAUUGCUCGAACCAAAUCUUGCGAGUUAUAGAAACCGUUCGCUAUUCCAGAUUGAUAAUCACCAAUUCAUGGCGUCAGCUGCUCAGAUUGUUGCCUCGUGCAAAGAAAAUCAGUAGCUUGGAAUUACUCUCUCGCUAUACUUACCUAUCGAUCAAUGAGUUUCAGGACUUUAUUCCCGAAUGGGAAUCUAAAUUGUACCCGGAGGUGAAUGUUAGGCGGAAAUUAGUGUUUGUGCUCUGUUGUGAUAACUCCAACGUAGACCAGCGAUACCGGAUCAUCAGGAGUUUUAGUCGUCUUCUCCGAAGGCUUCCUCAAUCCGUGCUGAAUGUUACUCGUCAGGUGUUUUUGUUCAUGGGUGGUCUCAAUCUGGUAGUAGAGAGGAGCCUGGACGAGGAGGUCAUUUCAUGCUUGUUUCAGAGCAUCGAGAAGAUGUCAAGCUUAUACCCAUCACUUGAAAGCUUGUCUCUUGUGGGUCCUGUGGAUGCACACGAACGUGGUUCCAUCAAUUGGCCUUCUUGCUAUGAUUAUUCUCAUUUCACGAGCCUCUCCACAGUUUGCAUGUCCAAUAUGGGGAUUCUUUCCCUUGCUAAUAUAGAAUUCCCCGAACUGAUCAAGCACCUAGUUGUAUCACAUAACAGCAUCCUGACAUUAUAUGGUGUGAAGUUUCCUGAAACCUUGGUAACUUUAGAUCUCUCCUACAACAAUUUGACUGGGUCGUUCAAGACUAAGCUUCCAAUGCUAAAGGUAUUUAAUAUCCGUCGCAACUACAUCGAGGAUAUGAUGCAUCUCCCAGACUCAAUUGAGGAUCUCGACAUUUCAUUCAACGAACUUCCUAGUACCAUGUUUAGGAUUCCAGCAGCGCUCAAAGUGUUGCGAACAGAUAUUGCUCAGUUUUAUCUUAUGUCUGAGAAGGUUCAAGUUGAGCUUCGGCUGCAGCAGGUCUGUGUGAAGAAAAACAUUGCAUCUCAGACAAACCAGUCGAUAUUCACGAGGAUGUGA